AUGCCUCUCGUAACUCCUUCAAACUCGAAACAAAAUUUGCAAAACUUGAGGAAGAAUAAAACGCCUCUCCCUAAGGCACCUCCACUGGAGGAGGAAUUGAAGAGAAGUUUAUGCAAGCUUCCGAUUGAAUUAUUGCUGAAAAUUUUGGAGUUUUAUGGAGGAAAAUUCGAUCAAUCAUGUGGAUCGAAUCGUAAAAAGUUUUUAAUGUUGUAUUUUGGAAAAUUUACUAGGUCGGGCCAAAGAGAUUGCAAACCAAAGUUUUUAUUUAGAAAAUUGGAGCUAGAUCCUGCUAAACCUUAUCAAAGGUCCGAGUUAUUAAGACUGGUUCAAUCGAUGGGUGCUCACGGAGCAAAUAUUGUGAUGAAACAACCAUUUUCAAAAUUAUUGUUUGAUAUUGCUGUGGCUGAUGAAGAGAAGGCCUUGUCACAAACAAGGAAAACAUUGAAAUUGCUGCCUAUUGAUAAAAUUACUGGAUUGGUUGCAAAACAUACAUUAUUGCCACCUGAGGCACUAAGGAUUUGUUUGGAGGCAAUGGCAAAUACAUUGGAAGAGAUUCAACUCAUACAGGACAAGUAUCUCAUGUAUGAUUUUGAUGUUUUCAAAAAGAUUAAAUUCCCCAAGUUGAGAGUAUUGAGAUGGAAAGGUUAUUCAUUGAAGAAGGGAGAUUUGAAGGAGCAGGACAUUAUUGAUUUUUCAAUUAAUACCCCUUCUUUGACAACGAUAGAUAUUCAAACUAGUGUUUCAUCAGUGUUCAGGUUCGCUGAAGCAAUCAAGCAUUGGCCAAAUUUGAGAACUGUCAGAUCAGUUCUUAAGGGUGAAAAUGGUGGAUCGGCGAAUGGAUGGGCUACCGUCUACGAUACACCACCAGAAAGAGCACAAGCUGAAUUCUUUUCAAAUCUUGGACCAAAAUUAGUGACUCUCAGUCUCGACCACGAAUAUAUUUAUCCUGGAAUGCUCAAGCGACUUUCCAAUCGUUCGAUAAGAACAGCAGAAUUCAUCUCGUGUGGACUUGGUUAUUCAUUUACUUCUCUGUUAGCAAUACCUUCUUUGAAGAAACUCAAACUAGGAUUGAUUGAAAACGUAUCGAUUGAGGGCUCUACGGAAGUUGCAUGCGAAUUGAAUGAGCUCAUUAUUAAUCGUUCUCCUCAAUUAACAAUUGAUAGCUUAUUCAAAUUCAAAGCCCUUAGAAGUCUCACAGUCACAGACCAAGAUAUUAAUGACAGAUUUGUAGAAAUAUUAUCAGCUGAAUUACCAUACUUGGAGUAUCUUGAUAUUAGUGGAAAUCCAGUUACAAAUAAUGGCAUUACAAUACUUUCUAAAAAUUGUAAAUAUUUGAAAUCUAUCCGAGCCUCUCAAUGCAACAUAACCCAAAUGUCCCUACCAAAGGAGAUUAGAGACAAGAUAGUUCCAUAA
Messenger RNA from Naegleria gruberi, 1413 nucleotides. RefSeq lists its product as uncharacterized. The coding region runs from base 1 to 1413 and encodes 470 amino acids. Lineage: Eukaryota; Heterolobosea; Eutetramitea; Acrasida; Naegleriidae. The transcript has a single exon. The record is from RefSeq and is a predicted model, not a curated record.